AUGGACUUCUCACGUCAUAGUUUGGAUGCAAAGCUCCCUAUUCAUCUCCCUCCUUAUCAUCCUCCUUCACGCCUUCCAGCUGCGCUUGCCAAUCUUCCCGCUGAACUCCUUCUUGAGAUCGGGCAACAUCUGGACGUCCCAUCUUUAAGCCGCCUAUCUCGCUCCUCUCGGAAGUUCUAUCACCAGCUUGACUCAGAGGUCACCAAGAGAGCCUCCGAUCAUGCUCUGGCGCCCCGAGUCAUGUAUGAAACAAACUUCAACUUCAGUGAGGGCCAGCAACAUGGUGUCGACAUACCCACUCUCCGCCCCCGCUGGAGCCUAGGAUCCCUUGAAGAACGAUUCGGCCACCGUCGAAGAACCUCGGCCCCGGAUUACUGCCCCUGGGUAUUAGAGCGUUUUGGUCGAGUCGUCCACCAGGGCAAGAGAGACGCCGUUCAAAAUCUCCUCGACCGAGGCCUCAGCCCAGAUGCGUAUCUCGUCUGUGGCGCGCGGAUGCUCAGUAUCGCAGUGGAGCAAGGCCACAUGGAGGUUGCCAAAUUGCUGCUGGAACGAGGCGCUCGUGCCUGUCUUCCAGACCCCGGCCGCUAUACUUCUCCACUUGACCGUGCCGCUCAAAAGGGGGAUAUCGAAAUGGUGCAGCUGUUGAUCUCCGCUGAUCCAGCAGUCAACUCUUGCAUCUGCCUUCACCGCGUCAUCUUCUACCGCAGAGACGUCGCCGAAGUCCUCACCCCGCUGAUUGAUCGUGCCACCUUCAACCAUGUCGAAGGGGUGGCCCGAACGGCUUUACACCAGGCCAUGCUGGACGGUCACUCGGGCACGGCGAUGCAUCUCAUCGGUCUCCCCGGCAUCGAUCUGAAUGCACAAGAUGCAGACGGCUGGGCUCCGCUUCACUUUGCCCUCCACCGGCCCUUGCUGGUGCAAGCCUUACUUGAGGCAGGCGCCGCAAUCAACGUCACCUUACCCGGUGGAGGUGACAAUGUCCUGCACGUGGCACUGAGCAGUGCACUCCCGGAAGAUCCUGUCGGGCUCGGUCAGAUCCAGAUGGUCCCACUACGAGUGGUCACCAAUGACCUGCUGGCCGUCGUCUUGCUUCUCCUUCGUCAUGGUGCAGAAGUCAACGGCGUAUCGGCCAGAGGCACCCCGAUGCACUGUGCAGUUCGAUUGAAGAGCCUGACCCUAGCCAACAUGCUCUUGACCGAAAGCCCAACUCCAGUGGACUUGACGAUUCAAGACCAGAACGGGCAUGACGCAGUCGAACUCGCCGCUGCUCGGGGGCUCCUCAUGAUCGCCCAUGUGCUGAGACAAGCAUCGCUGGGUCAGGAUCCGGAUCUGGGCAUUGUAAGCGGCGCUUCAAGACGGCGUCGCUCCUGGCAAGCCGGGUAG
Molecule: messenger RNA, 1383 nt
Organism: Penicillium oxalicum
Lineage: Eukaryota; Fungi; Ascomycota; Eurotiomycetes; Eurotiales; Aspergillaceae
Product: ankyrin repeat domain-containing protein
Exons: 1
Coding region: 1-1383 (460 amino acids)
Molecular function (GO): protein binding
Source: RefSeq, a predicted model, not a curated record